Arxiozyma heterogenica is the source of this 1407-nucleotide messenger RNA. It is a transcript of the gene INO2, whose product is annotated as Ino2p. Bases 1 to 1407 code for a protein of 468 amino acids. The record is from RefSeq and is a predicted model, not a curated record. Lineage: Eukaryota; Fungi; Ascomycota; Saccharomycetes; Saccharomycetales; Saccharomycetaceae. Gene Ontology annotation, molecular function: protein dimerization activity. The transcript has a single exon.
AUGGAUCCAUUGGAUUUAUUCAAUCUCGAUGCAGACAUAGAUUUUGAAACUGCUUAUCGCAUGUUAAGUGAUUUUGAUUCUUUUAAUAAUCAAAUUACGACUACAACUAACAGUAACACCCAUAAUACCCCAUUGGACCAUCAUUCAGGAUACACUCAACAACCACAGCAACAUGUUGUUGUAAAUCAUCUCAAAAAUGUUCUUCCGACUAAUCACAGUAAUAUAUCAAUAUCACAUAAUAAAAUGGCACCAGCUAUCUCAAUAUUAGAAAAACCGACACAUUCAUCCCUAUCUCCUUCUCCAAUGUGUCUCUUUAACAAUAAAACAGAAGAAUAUUUGCAUUUAAAUGAAAAAAAUCUAUGCAAUAAUAUAUAUUCUUUGCCAACUGAAUCUAAUCACUCUUCUCAAACGCCAAAAAGAUACAACACACAAUUACAUGAUCUUUCUCAUUUAACAACAUUUAAUCAAUCGAAUUCUACAAUUCAAAGAAAUCAAACUUUUAUCAAAAUUGCAUCUCAUAAUAAUAAUAAUAAUAAUAAUAAUAAUAAUAAUAAUAAUAAUAAUAAUAAUAAUAAUAAUAAUAAUAAUAAUAAUAAUAAUAAUAAUAAUAUAAUUUCAUCAAAUCUACCGCCAAAAAGCACAUCACCCUAUAAUUUUAAAUCAACAGCUGAUCCACAAAUUUCAGUUCUUAACCAUCAAGAUAUCUUAUUACAUAAUCAUUUAUCUAGUCAAGGUGUUGGUGAUGAAUUACUGAGUGCAUAUGAAGCUAAUGCCAUAGAACAGUUUUUAGAUAACUUACUAUCGUUAGAUAGUAAUCAAACUAUACCGUCAAAUGUCUCAGCCUCAUCUUCAGAUAUAAAGCAUAAAUAUGAUAAUUCUAAUAAUAAUUAUAUUAAAGAUGAGUUAAUGGAAAAACAUUUAACCUCCCAUAAUCUUACACAAAAAAAUACGGCUAGUUUAAUAAAGACUACGGUUGAAAUAACAGAAUCAAAUGAUAGCAGAGAUACAAUAAAAGAUGCAAUUACUAGUGAAUCUGAAGAUAUUAUUACAUCUAGCAUGUUUAAUGAAGAUAUUGAUAAUGAGUAUAUCCCUCAACCAAUUAAUAUCCCUGAAAUUACACUAGAUUUAUUGGAUUGUCCAGAACAUCUUAUCUCUAAGACAAAUUCUUUGGAAUUCAAAAAAUGGAAACAUGUAGAAGUGGAAAAGCUAAGAAGAAAUCAAACAAAGAAAGCUUUUGAUCAGUUAGUUUCAUUACAGAAUAAAUAUUCAAAGCCGCUUAGUAAUAAGUCUAAACGUGUUGCAAAAUAUCAGUUAUUAACCCAAGUCAAGCAUGAUAUCCAAAAUUUAAUCAAAGCAAAUAGAUUUUUAGAAGAAAUAAUUACUAGAGAUUCAGAGAGAAUGGCAUAA